This is a messenger RNA of Heterocephalus glaber (naked mole-rat), 5401 nucleotides long. RefSeq names its product gamma-aminobutyric acid type A receptor subunit pi (gene Gabrp). The record is from RefSeq and is a predicted model, not a curated record. Gene Ontology annotation, biological process: monoatomic ion transmembrane transport. Gene Ontology annotation, molecular function: extracellular ligand-gated monoatomic ion channel activity; GABA-A receptor activity. Lineage: Eukaryota; Metazoa; Chordata; Mammalia; Rodentia; Bathyergidae. Gene Ontology annotation, cellular component: membrane.
CAGCAACUCUGUCUUCCCUAAAGAGCCAAAGAGUGAGCCACUCCACCACAGAGUGGCUGCACGCUCACAUCCAAGGCCUCAGAGCUGAGAUGGAAAGGAUCCUGGGGACCCAGAAAAGUAUGCCCUGCCUGAAAGUCCUGCCUGGAGAGCCCAAGCACCUGCCCUAAUAGAGCCUCAACAGCUGCCUGGUUUUUCCUACAUGAACCCCUCUUUGUGAACAUCUUCUCAACAUGAGCAACAGUCUCCACUUGACCUUCAUGUGUCUGAGUCUCUUCACACAAAGAAUGUGUAUCCAGGGGAACAAGUUAAAUCUCGAGGUCAGCAGAAAUGACAAGCUUUCCCUGCCUGGCUUUGAGAACCUUACAGAAGGAUAUAACAAAUUCCUCAGGCCCAAUUUUGGUGGUGAACCGGUUCAGAUAGCACUGACUCUGGACAUUGCGAGUAUUUCUAGUAUUUCAGAGAGUAACAUGGACUACACUGCCACCAUAUACCUCCGGCAGCGCUGGACAGACCAGCGGCUCGUGUUUGAGGGCAACAAGAGCUUCACUCUGGAUGCACGCCUUGUGGAGUUCCUGUGGGUGCCAGACACUUACAUCGUGGAGUCGAAGAAGUCCUUCCUCCAUGAAGUCACGGUGGGAAAUAGGCUCAUCCGCCUCUUCUCCAAUGGCACAGUCCUGUAUGCACUCAGAAUCACAACAACAGUUGCAUGUAACAUGGAUCUGUCUAAAUACCCCAUGGACACACAGACAUGCAAGUUGCAGCUGGAGAGCUGGGGGUAUGAUGGAAAUGAUGUGGAGUUCAUCUGGCUGCGAGGGAAUGACUCUGUGCGUGGGCUAGAAAAUCUGCGACUUGCUCAGUAUACUAUACAACGCUACUUCACCUUAGUCACCAGGUCACAGCAAGAGACAGGAAAUUAUACACGAUUGAUCCUGCAAUUCGAGCUUCAGAGGAAUGUCCUGUAUUUCAUUUUGGAAACCUAUGUUCCUUCCACUUUCCUGGUGGUGUUAUCCUGGAUUUCAUUUUGGAUCUCCCUUGAUUCAGUUCCUGCAAGAACCUGUAUUGGAGUGACCACUGUCUUAUCAAUGACUACACUGAUGAUUGGGUCCCGCACAUCUCUUCCCAACACCAACUGCUUCAUAAAAGCCAUUGAUGUGUACCUGGGGAUCUGCUUUAGCUUCGUGUUUGGGGCCUUACUCGAAUACGCAGUUGCUCACUACAGCUCCUUACAGCAGAUGGCAGCCAAAGAUAGGGGGAAAGUGAAAGAAGCAGAAGAAGUCAAUAUUGCAAACAUCAUCAAUAGCUCCAUCUCCAGCUUUAAACGGAAGAUUAGCUUUGCCACCAUUGAAAUUUCAGGUGAUAACGUUGACUAUAGUGACCUGACAAUGAAAACCAGUGACAAGUUCAAGUUUGUCUUCAGAGAAAAGAUGGGCAGGAUUGUUGACUACUUCACAAUUCAAAAUCCCAGCAAUGUUGAUCGAUAUUCCAAACUCCUGUUUCCUUUGAUUUUUAUGUUAGCCAAUGUAUUUUACUGGUCAUACUACAUGUAUUUUUGAAAUGAUGUUGGACUUUUGCAUGCCAUAGAUCUUCAGCACAGCAAGGUAAUGACGUAAAUUGUAUUUUAGGUAAAAUGUACAGUACAACCCAAUGAUGCUACAAGUGGCUAAAAUAAUAUCUAAGCAUUUUUCCACAAAGAAUGAACUCACAACCAUUAGAGAUCUAAGUUGUGUAGAAGUCCUAGCAUUACAGGGUUUUGUAAUAGAAGCAUGAGCCCAUUCUUCUUUCACCUUUAUGAAGGACAUCCUCAUCGAUCCCAGGGUUACAAACCUACUCAGGGUGACUGCUCAGUGACUCCCUGGUUUGCAUUUACCUCACAUAAAACAUGAGAAGGAGAACACUAUAUCUACUGAGUACUCCUCAAGUGUCAGGGGUUAUUUCUAAAUCAUACACGAGCCACUCAAAGUAGUCAUACAAACUAUUUACUGAAACUCUUCAGUGCUUAUAAAAUUCAUUAUUGCCUAUUUAAGCAACAUUUUCUAGUUUUUGUUUUUGAUUAAAAUGGGAUGUGUGUGUCAGUUCACUGGCACUCAGCUCAAUACCAUGAUGCGUUUUUAAUAAGGAGGAUUAUUUAAUACCACAGCAGAAUUAUCCUCAAGUUCCAAUCAGUCCUAUCAUUGAAAAAUCAAACGUAAAUGAAUAAAAAGUUAGGGGAUCAAUAAUCACUCUAAAACAUAAAUCCCUUGUUUUUAAUAUAUAAUGGAUUCCCAAGACUGAAAGGACUCUUGGGCUUUAUUUCUUCUGCCAUUAUGUGCACAUCAGUAGUAAGCAGUGCAAAAUCCUUUUUCCCACAUCAGGAAUGGAAAUGGAAGAAAUUUUUUCACUUUUUCUCGGAGUUUUAAUAUGGACUAUUGCCACGAAGACUUGCCGGAUCACAUUCAUUUUCUAACUACCUUUACUCACAUACUGGUGAGGUACUGAAAGUACCAGGUGGACACAGUCAGAGAGUCCUCUGUUAUUCUGUCAUUUCUGAUGCUCUAACAUUGAGAAACAUUUUGCCGUCAGCAAAUUCCCUGCAUCCUUCCAAGAGGAGCUUUAAUCCUGUACCCUAAUGACCAGGAAUGAUGCUUAUGAGAAAAUGAGCUGCAGUUCCCAGGUAAAAGUGGCUUAACUCAAGUAGAUCUGGCCUUGCUCAGAUGCUCAAUCCUUCUAACUGGACUACUUUGAGCAGCUCAUCUUGCAUGAGGAGGAGCAUACUGACCCUAAGUCCUAAUGCUCUGAAUAACAGUGUUGCAGAACCUAUGCACAGAUGCCCCUGAGCUGCCUUCUCUAAGUCCAGCAGUCUCACUCUAAUACAAGUAAGUCUGUCCCUCUGCUUCAUAGCCAACUUCAGCCAAAAGCACCAUAUGAGUGUGCCAGGGAAAGGCUUACAUUUCAGCCUCAAUUAUUUUAAAGAAUCUCACUGGCUUCAAUUCUUUCUUUCCUUUUCUAAUAAAUGCUCAGGUUUACCCUUCCUUUCAGAAGUAAGCCACAGCUUUGAAAGGUCAUUUCUUUUCCUCGAUUUCCUGUAUCCAUAGGCUUUCAUUCUCUCGCCAUUAUAUUUAUCACAAUUCAGUUUCUAUGGGUUUGAUCUCUUGACCUUUUAACACAUGUUUCUAAUGGGAAGUGGGAUUAAAAGAGGUAGAAUGUGGUUGAAUGGUUCAAUUAUACUUGUGAUUUUUUUAAAAGUUUUAAAAAUAUAUGUUACGAAGCCUUGUUUAAGCUAUUAUAUAAAGAUAACUAUAAAGAUAUAAGACUGUGAAAUAAAUGCACCAUAUUAGCUACCUAUUAUAUCAAGUGAUCAUCUAUGUAACAUUUGUAAUAAUGUCCCAUUUGGAAAAGUACACAUUUUGUUCAAACUUCUCCAUCCUCAUGUUCCCUUCACCCCAGAAAGCGCACAUAUGCGCACGCGCGCGCGCGCGCACACACACACACACACACACACACACACACACACACAAACAUUCUUUCUCUUAUUUCCUACACAGGAAACAGUAAAUGCAAAAGACACAGGUGAUGUCUCUCUUUGAUAUCUCUGCACUUUUGAUAUCUUGCAGUUAAACAACUGGGCCAGGUAAUGUCAAAAAAAAAAAAAAGAUUCUCUUCUAAACCUUCUGUAUUAUUAUGGAAUUCUUUUUUCCUUUUUGUGAAUGGUAGUGUUAUAGUUUGAGAAUAUGCUUUUAAAAGAAAACAAUCCUUAAACAUUUUUAUCUCUCUGCCCUUUAUGCAGGCUACUACAAUAUUACAGUUCUCAGUAAAAACUCCUAAAUAGUCUAGAUUUGCCCCACAUAUCCUACCUACCCAGAGGAGUCCCAGGACUCACUUUAUUCAAAAUAUUUGUUUCUUGGUUGAAAAUAUAACCCCAUUGAAUUUUCCAAGGGCAUACAACUAGGUAGGGGUCAGGAAUAUUCUAACCAAUGAAAACAUAAUAAUUUAAUUACCUUGGUAUUCAGAAUAGCAAUAGUCUCAAUAUAGGGAAUUACACAAAUAUAAGAAGGCAUUCAACAACAAGUAAAUAACUAAAUUUUCAUUUCAAAUGACAGGGAAAAAUGAACAUAGCAGAAAAAAGCUUGAGAUUAUAGUUGACUACAAACCAAAAAUGAGCAGGCAAUGCAGGAAAAUACCAUUAGAAGAAGGGUACUGUAUGGACUUUUAUUCCCAGGCAAGUAUAGUGAUGUGCAUAUGUGGAGGUCAACAUCCAGAAUCAAAACACGGUCCUUUCUCAAUGUUGUGUAUUAUUCUUACAUAUGUGGAGACAUUCUUCUCAGCUGCUGGCCUAAAGUGAAUUUUUGUCUCUCCAUGACGCCUUUACUGCCAAAGCUCCUUGCUUUUUAAAACAUACACUUUAAAAAUUUACUCAACAUACAGAGAGUUACACUGUAAUACAUUAUCAAUGUAAUUUAUAUCAUAUCAAUGACUUAAGAAAGAUCAAAUUAAAUACUUGUUUUAUCUAUUUUUAAAAAUUUUAAAUACAAUUAAAAAUUUACAAUUUUAAAAUAUAUAAUUUGUUUUUUGUAAGGAGUUUAGAUAUGUAAGACAGUGUAAUAUAUUUGGGCUGAAAAAUCAUUGAGAUCAAUUUUGAAGAAUAUACACACCAAUUUUAAAAAGAUGUAUAGAAAAAGGAAAAGAGUGAGAAAUGACAGAGAUGACUAAAACAAUGAAAACCUCUAUAAGAAUGAGGCUUUGCCCCUAGAGAAGGAGGGCUAAGAAAUAAUGACCAUCAUCAUUAGGUUCAAGAAAGAUUUUAUACAAAGAAUAUGCUAUUCUACUACUCAUCUAUUCACCUGAAUCAGUGAACUGAGUGAAUGUAAACAGGCAUAAAUAAAGUUAGGAAAAGCUCUAAUUGUUUAAAACAAAGAAAACACACAAGUUGAGUAAAGAAAUUUUCAGAUAUUCCAUCUGGAAAUUUCCCAUGGAAUCUCUUCCUUCUGAUUUUGCCAUCCAUGUGCCUAGAAACAGAUGGCUCUAUUCUACCAGAUGACCUUGGAGGGUUGUAGAUGCAAGGAGAUGCCUCUGAAUGCAGAAGGUUAAAGUACUACUCUAAAAAUAGUGCUAACAUAAAAAUGAAUGCUUCAGAAUAUUUCCACUGGCCCAAGAAGUUUAGCUUCAAAAUGAUCGUUUCUUCUUGGGAACUUGAAAUAGAAUCAUGUGAUUCACAACUUUUAAUGACUUGGAUGUGCUACAGAUCUUAACCAUCCAAUGUAACUACUUUUAAUCAUGCCUGUAGAGGAAAACAAAUUCCAUUUGGAAAACUGGAAAAGGGAACAGAACAUUAAAAGUAAAUUAGUAGGCCUGGGGAGAUAGCUCAGUGGUUCCACCGCCUGUCUUGCAACCCUGGUACAAAAAAAAUAAAGUAAGUUAGUAAUUA